Culex pipiens pallens (northern house mosquito) is the source of this 915-nucleotide messenger RNA. Its product is annotated as brachyurin-like. The record is from RefSeq and is a predicted model, not a curated record. Gene Ontology annotation, biological process: proteolysis. NCBI's taxonomy places the organism in Eukaryota, Metazoa, Arthropoda, Insecta, Diptera, Culicidae. Bases 2 to 883 code for a protein of 293 amino acids. The transcript has a single exon. Gene Ontology annotation, molecular function: serine-type endopeptidase activity.
UAUGAAGAGUUCGAUUAUUUUUGUUGCCGUUUUAGCGCUAGCCAGCGCGGAGUGGAUCGAUAUCGAUUGGUCCCAGGUCCGGCCAAUCGAGGACUUUGAUCACUACUGGGCUCGCCUCCCAGCUAAGCUGCAAUACCUGCGUAAACUGCAACCGGAUCGUAGAGUCACGUUCGGCCAGGAAGCUACUCCCGGUCAGUUUCCGUACCAGGCCGUUGUGCUGAUCUCCGUACCGGGAGGUACUGCUCUGUGUGGAGGAUCAAUUCUGUCCAAGAACUACAUUCUGACUGCUGCUCACUGCGUCGUUGAUGCUACUGGAGGAACUGUCAUCGUGGGAGCCCACAAUUAUGCGACUUAUGAACCAUCUCAACAAAGGAUCGCUUUUGGACUGAGUGGAAUUCAGUAUCAUUCAGGGUACAACCCGGAGAUUGUGCGAAAUGAUGUGGCCACCAUUCGCUUGAACAGUCCAUUAACAUUGAACGAUCGCGUUAAGGCAGUGCGUCUUCCUGCUUCAGGAGACUAUCGACAGUUUGCGGGAGCGACAGGAACCGUUUCCGGUCAUGGAAGGACGGAAAGUGGUUCUACUUCUAAUGUCCUCAGAUUCACUUCCAAUCCGAUCUUGAGUCAGCAGGAAUGCUUGGACUAUUGGCAAUGGCCGGAAAUUAUCGAGGCCCAGAACGUCUGUCUGGAUGGUGUUGAUGGCCGGUCGGCGUGUAAUGGCGAUUCCGGUGGUCCUCUCACUGUAGUAGAUGCUGGUAGCAGUAUACAGGUCGGUAUUGUCUCGUUUGGAAAUGGUUAUGGUUGUACCCUCGGAACUCCUUCGGUAUUCGCCCGCGUGACUUAUUUCAAGGAUUGGAUCCUGCAGCACUCGGAUGUGCAGCAAUAAUUUACAAAAUUUUGUGGAAUAAUCGACAAAUA